Molecule: messenger RNA, 1108 nt
Organism: Closterium sp. NIES-67
Lineage: Eukaryota; Viridiplantae; Streptophyta; Zygnematophyceae; Desmidiales; Closteriaceae
Source: the annotation of a GenBank genome assembly
CUAGGCCUGAGGAAGGGGGUGGCAGAGGUGCUGGAGGCAGAGAAGCCGCCCAAGCACAAGGUCAACACCAAGAUCCACCCGUUGCUCCGGUGCAACCUAGCCUUGGACCCUCUAGGGAUGAGCCUAGAGUGUUUGGCCUUGACAAGUUCAACGGUGACAACUUUGCUGAGUGGUCUUUCAAGAUGGAGAACAUCUUUGACCACUAUGAUCUGCUGGAGGUGAUGGAAGGAACGGAGAAGCGCCCCGAGAACGACCCGGAGAAGAGCCCGUGGGAGUUGCAAGCAUGGGCCGUGGGCACGGCCGUGGAAGAGGCAGAGGGCGAGGAGGAAGAUUUGGCAGCAGUAACUUCAGUGGAGGCCGUGGUAAUGGAGGAUAUGGCAGCAACAACAACAACAAUGGCUACGGGCGUGGGCGGUACAACCCUUCGAACCCUCUUCGCCGCGGCGGCCAUCAAAGGAUGGGUGGUGAAGCAAAUGGAUAUCGUAACGGCCUUCCUCAACGGCGUUUUGGAGGAAGAGACCUACAUGGAGCAGCCAGAGGGGUACAAUGAUGGGAGGUUCAAGUGUGUGAAAGGACCAGCGGAGGAAAGUGUUGGUGAAGAGGAGAGGCGCCGUUUUCACUCCUUGGUGGGCAGCCUCAUGUAUGCGGCUGUUCAUACAAGGCCGGAUGCAGCCUUUGCUACCGGGCAGCUGGCUAGGGUUGUCCAAUGCCCUAAUGAAGAGCAGGUAGCAGCUGGAGAGAGGGUGGCCAAGUACCUUGGCCAAACAGCAACUGUUGGACUGCAAUACUCCGCGGCGGCACAAAGGCGUCAAAAGGGUGCGGAUGGAGUCGAACCCGGGAGGCUCUUUCUCACCGCGUUCUCUGAUGCAUCUUGGGCAUCAGAACCAGAGGACAUGACAAGUGUGGGAGGCUUCAUCUGCUGUGUGAAGUGGCAUUGGGUGAGGAGCAUGGUAAUCGCGGGUGAAGUGGAGUUGCACUACGUGAAGACGACGGCGCAGCCAGCUGAUAUGAUGACCAAGAGGCUGGUUGAGCAGCAGCAUUGGAAGUGUUGCAAGCUUGCUGGGAUGGCUCUGAACUAAGAGGAGCAGAUUAUAAGGCCAACAAUCCG